Molecule: messenger RNA, 2907 nt
Organism: Musca vetustissima
Lineage: Eukaryota; Metazoa; Arthropoda; Insecta; Diptera; Muscidae
Product: protein PTHB1-like
Exons: 9
Coding region: 10-2907 (965 amino acids)
Biological process (GO): cilium assembly
Cellular component (GO): BBSome; membrane
Molecular function (GO): protein binding
Source: RefSeq, a predicted model, not a curated record
ACGAAAAAUAUGUCCUUAUUUAACGUUUGUAAUUGGUGGACUGCUCAAUGUCCAGAUUUGGAUGAAAACUAUGAUGUGGCAAGUUUAUUAUGUGCUCGAUUUGGUUUGGAAGAUCAGGAAAAGGAUUACAUUGUGGUCGGUUCGCAUACGGGUCAGCUAAGUAUUUUCUAUCCCAGCUAUGAACAGGAUGCCAAUGGUAAUUGUCCGGGAUAUAAGCCAACCGAUUUACUAUUGGAAAUACAAGGACAGCUGCCAAUAUUGGGAGUAUAUGCCGGGCGUUUUAGUGCUAACAAUCGCAAAGAAAAUGCCAAUCAAUUGGCCCUGCUACACCCCAAUUCGUUGGCUAUCUAUAAUAUUGUACAUGUGGGUGGUGUGGCCGAACAUGGCGCCCAAUUGAGCUUGAAACAAAUAAGUGAAUAUCGUUUUCAACGCACCGCAUUCUCAUUUUGUAAGGGACAUUUUGGUAAAGUCAAGGGACGGGAAUUUUUCUGUGUCGUCCAUUUGGAUGGUUCGCUGACAUUUUUCGAACAGGAUGGCAUAUCAUACGAAUGUAAAUUCCCUGGUCAUCGUGCUCUACCCACACCGGUGGUAUAUUGUGAACGAACGGAUUCAUUUUUUCGUUUGGCCUCGGCUUGGAAUUUGGAAUGUUACACCUAUCAGGACCUCUCUCAUUCCUCCAUAAACAAAUCCCAUUAUCAACCAAUAUGGUCGGUUUGUUUGGGUGAGGGUAUAUUGGAUAUGAAUGUGGUGCAGGUGAAAUCCGAUUAUGCCUCACUCAUGAUAUUGGGCGAACAUAAUUUCAUUUGUCUCACCGAUACCGGAAAGAUAGAGUUCAUCUUGAAAUUGGAUUAUGCUCCAAAGUGUUUCCACUCCUUUGUAGUCGGAUACUAUUGGGAACCCACCGCCCGCCUAAUAACCAUCAUCGUUUCGGAAACCUCCAAAGUUUUCAUUUAUGAAAUGGCCAACAUUAUAUGGGCCGCACAAUUUAAACAUGAAUCGCCAGUGGCCAUCCAACGAUCGAAUAUUAUGAAUUUACCAGGAGGCAUUGUUACUUUGAGCCCAACGGGAAAAUUACGUAUUGGCUAUUUGGGCUCAGAUCCCUACAUCUUUCAAGUGCCACCCUUAAAUAUGCAAGAGUUAACAUUUCAACAGGCCCACGAUGAAUUUAUUCAAUUGGAACAGGAAAUCAAAGAAGCCACCGAUAUACAGGAUAUGAAGGCGAUCAAUGAAAAAGCUUAUGCCGAUGUCCAUAUCGAAUUCGCCAUAGAGCAGAAUACCAAUGACGAUGCCGAUACCAUGCUGUUGGAUAUACCGGCACAUGUCACCCUGAAAGAUUUACCCGUUUGUUCGGGUAAAUUAAAAUGGCAUGCCAAAUGUGAUCUCUCCGAAUUACAGGUGGUUUUUAAUUUACCCGAUGGCAUAAAAUGUUCUCAGGAUACCUUGACCUAUACGGAUAUUAAAGCGGAUACCAGGGAAAUAAUGGAAUUAGAUUUUUAUACUUGUGAUUUAUUGCACAUACCCAGUGCUAAGGUGGAAGCUAUUGUUUCAUUUAUUUCCACAAAGGGUAUACCGCGGGUUAUACAAAAGACCUCGUUUUUGCCAUUGAAUAUGUUUUUCAAAGCACGACAACCACAAAAAGCGGCCGCCAUUAAAUUAACAUUCAAUGUAAAUGCUGGAGAAGAAUCGGUGAAAUUGACCAACUAUUUUACGGAAUUUGUUAGCUGGGAAUCGGAUAUACAGGCAUUGGGAUUGGUGUUGUUGACCACGGCCGAUGAAAGUCAGGAGGAAAUUAUUACCAUUGUUGCUGCUAAAAAUUCAAAUCGUAUAAGAAUCCAAUCCGAUUAUUUGGAAACAUUCCCCUUAAUUAUGGAACGCCUAAUGGAAAAAUCAUUGGAAAUGCAGAAUUCCAAAGAAUCAAAUGAAAAAUCUCAAAAGCUAGGAAAUAUUCUUCAAGCCACACCCUUCAUACCAGCCCAACCGAUUCUCCAUAGGAUUGAUGUCCAUCAUGAGACCCAAGAGAAUAUUAGAAAGCAGACGUUGGAAUUGGAUGAGUUAUGGCAAAAAUUCAAGGACCUUCAGCGCAAAUUACAAGAGAAAUCUGAUGAUGAGCCCAAGGAGUCAUUGGUAAUGCAAAUUGAAGAAAACUACGAUCACCUAAUCGCUGAAGGUGAUAAGCUAAUGGAAAUGCGUAAAGAUGAAUUAAGACAACGCUGUGAUUUAUCCUGUGCCUUGGUAGUUGCGAAAAUCAUUAUUUCCUGUCUCAAUCUGGAGGAGAAAAUUGUGAAAGUUGUCAGCUCUGUGCUUACCACACCCACCGAAGAUUGGACUGAAUUGAGCUGGGAAGAAUCAAUGGCAGCCGGUAUUGAUAUGCUACAUCAUUAUGGUCCCUUAAAUCGCUCGAAAAAUUCCAACACUCAAAAUAACAUGAUCGAUGCCACCGCCAGCCAGGACACUUUCGAUUAUACACGUUUUCGUAAACAUUUUGCCACAUUCUUUGAUCGUAUCGUACGUUUGGCAUCGAAUGACGCCAAACAAUUGGCCGGCAGCAGCAGUAUAAUGGAAGUGAAAACAGAAUCUCAACCAGUAGCACAGAAAGUUGAAAUUGAAAAUAAACCCGAUCUUACUAUGGAAACAUGGCAUGAUAUACUGAAUGUUAAACCUAUGCAAUCGACCACGGGUGCAGUGAAACGUUUGAAACCCUUUCAGAAAUCCACAACUCUGGAAGCUGUUGAAGAUGAUGAGGAGGAUGCCGAUGAUGAUGAUGCUGAAGAUUUACGUAAAAUGGGUUACAAAAAGGAAUAUGGUUGUAAAGAGAAACGGGAUGACAAUGAAUCGGAAUGGUUAAAUGAAGAUUUUAAGUUACCCUCGUCGGAGGAGUUGUUUAGUGAUUUGGGUAUAUGGUGGUAA